Spodoptera littoralis (African cotton leafworm) is the source of this 1191-nucleotide messenger RNA. The record is from the annotation of a GenBank genome assembly. Lineage: Eukaryota; Metazoa; Arthropoda; Insecta; Lepidoptera; Noctuidae.
AUGAAAUGUCAUGUACCAGGCCCUAACGUGAAAGUUUUAGCUCGAACUGUUCAUGCUCUUGCAAGAUUUGGUGAUGAACUCUACCUGGAAUCUCUUCCCGACCGUAUACUGUUAAGAACUCUGAAUGCAGCUGAAUCUGCAUAUGCUAUGGUAAAAUUUAAUAAGAACUUCUUCUCUUACUUUAACUACAACUAUUAUUCCACGGAAGAUAAUGAAGGACUGAAGUGUAAAAUAUUCAUGAAAUCGGCGCUAAAUACGUUCAAGUCUCCUACACACUUAGACAAGCAAGUUGAAAAUCUAGAAAUCAAACUAGAUCCCGAGUCCUGUAAGUUAAUAUUCCAGUUGAAGUGCAGACAUGGCAUUGUCAAAACACACUUCGUAUCAAUAUUAGAUUGUAAAGCAAUGCAAGCAGUAUAUACAAAAGAUACUGUACCAAAUAGGAUAACUUCUCCACAGAGAAUACUAUCAGAUGCUCUCAGUAACUUCCAAAGCUCAGAUGAUCAAGUGACUCUUGAAGCAACCUCAAUGUCUCUCAUAUUAAGAAAUUACAUAGACUGUAGUGCAGAUCUGACAAAAAUUAUUAGAACACAGAUUAGCUUGAAGCCUGCAGAAUUUGAUAGCUACUUGAUAGGAACCGAAACUGUCAUUACAUUCUCACUCAAGGAGUUUAGAGCACUGCUUACAUUCUCUGAAGCCCUCAAUUUGCCUCUACAGCUACAUUUUGAGACUACUGGAAGACCCGCGGUUUUUAUUGUACAUAAUGGCACUACAUUUGAAGCACACUUUGUGUUAGCUACAACUAAGCCUGAUAAUGCAUCACAAACUACAACAACACAGAAUACUAAUAUAGAAAGAAACAAACGAAAAGACACCAGUGGUACACAAGGUUCUGCUCAGAAAAAGCCUCAUCUAGAUGCAGACAUAUCAAAACGUUUAGAUGAAGACUCACAUUUAUUUAAUUUUGUAGAUAUACCAGGUGAUAAUGAAAUAAUUUUAAGUAAUAAAUUAAAUGGUAAUCAUAGUAUAAACACAAAUAAGACUGUGAAUGAUCUAAUGGACUGUGAUAAUAUUCCUGCUUCGCCUGCUGCCAGAACUAUGAUUAAGUCUGUGUUUAAGAGGUGUUUUGAAAGCACUUUUGAUCCAAGGAGCAUUCAAGGUGCAGUACUAGCGGAGAAUUCAGACAGUGAUUGA